Messenger RNA from Aethina tumida (small hive beetle), 447 nucleotides. RefSeq names its product ubiquitin-related modifier 1 (gene Urm1). Gene Ontology annotation, molecular function: protein tag activity. Gene Ontology annotation, cellular component: cytoplasm; nucleus. The record is from RefSeq and is a predicted model, not a curated record. The transcript has 5 exons. Bases 91 to 393 code for a protein of 100 amino acids. Gene Ontology annotation, biological process: tRNA thio-modification; protein urmylation. NCBI's taxonomy places the organism in Eukaryota, Metazoa, Arthropoda, Insecta, Coleoptera, Nitidulidae.
GGCAAUGAUACAAAGAAAAUUUAGGUUAGGAGAUUUUUUAAAUGAGUAAAAACACGAGAUAAUUAAAAACGAGUUAAUAAUUACAACACCAUGGGUGAAUUAAACAUUUCAAUUGAAUUUUGUGGUGGGGCAGAACUCUUAUUUGAAAACAAAAAGUCCCAUGAUGUGGUACUGUCUGCAAAAGAAACAAAUUGGACAAUGGGAGAUUUGAUAUUGUGGAUAAAAAAGUAUUUAUUAAGAGAUCGACCAGAACUUUUUAUCCAAGACAAUUCAGUACGUCCAGGAAUUUUAGUUUUAAUUAAUGAUGCUGAUUGGGAACUAAUGGAUACUGUGAAUUAUGUGAUACAACCAAAUGAUAAUAUUGUAUUUAUAUCCACUUUGCAUGGGGGAUAAAUUUUAAUAAUUUUAAGUAAUAUUUAUGUUAUUUUCAAUAAAAUAUUUAUUAUU